UUAGCAACCUAUCUCCGUUGUCGUCAACUCCGAUGUAACCAAACACUUAUGCGCGACAGGCGUACAAUAUGAAACGACAUUAGUCGGCCGGGGAGCAGUAUUUACAGAACAGGAGCAGAGAAUCAAAGAUGGCCGCCCCCAUCACAAACGGUGGGUUGCCUGGCCCCGAUGUUGUGGAAGUGUUGCGGCCAAUUGAAAGGGGUCUGGUCGCUACCGUCUUCUUUUAUCGAAAGAAACCAGAAAGAAGAACCUUGCGGAUCAAACUAGAAACUCGACAGUUGAUGUGGAUCAAAAGCCAAGGGAGCAGGCCAGAAGGAACAGUAAAUUUGCGAGAGGUUCGUGAAAUCCGAUCGGGGAAGAACUCGAAGGAGUUUGACAAGUGGCUUGAGGAUUCUCGGAAGGCCGACACCAAGGCUUGCUUCACUCUCUUCUACGGCAGUGACUUCAAACUCAAGAGUCUAUCUGUUGUUGCCAACUCGAAGGAGGAGUUCGUGGUAUGGAUGAAGGGGCUGGACUACCUGGUCAGGGACACCAAGGAAGCCUCCUAUCAGCUGCAGCUGGAGCGGUGGCUGAGGAAAGAAUUUUACAUGAUGGAAAAGUCAGGAUCCGAAAUAGUGACUCUGAAGAAUGUGAAGGCCUGGCUGCCCAGGAUCAACUACAAGAUGUCCACCAGCAAACUCCGAGAGACUUUCCAGGAGGUUGACUCCAGUGGUAAAGGAGAGAUAGUGUUUGAACAGUUCUCCUGCCUCUACCACCGACUGGUCCAUGUGAAGAGUAUUGCCUCUGAACACUUUGAGAAGUAUUUUGAAUCGUGUGGCGAGGAAAGGAGGAUGACAGCUGAAAGAUUUCAACAAUUUUUACAUGAAGAACAAAAGGAUGGGAACGCGACAGACAUCAGCUAUGUGAGGAACCUGAUGACGACGUUCCUGGACGAGAUGGUGCGUUUGGCUGGAGGGCUCUACUUCACAGAGAUAGAGUUCGAAGACUUCUUGUUCUCGCCUCACAAUACAAUAUGGGACACAAGGAAUGAUGCCAUCACCCAUGAAAUGAAUUUCCCUCUUUCUCAUUACUGGAUCGCGUCAUCUCAUAACACAUACCUAACAGGAGAUCAGUUCUCCAGUGAAUCAUCAGUUGAAGCCUACGUCCGGUGUUUAAGAAUGGGCUGCAGGUGCCUUGAACUGGACUGUUGGGAUGGCCCUGACAGUCAUCCAUACAUCUACCAUGGCCACACACUCACUUCAAAGGUCAAAUUCCUAGAUGUUCUCAAAGUGAUCAAAGAACAUGCUUUCUCAACAUCAGCGUAUCCUCUGAUUUUGUCCAUAGAGAAUCACUGUAGUUUAGGGCAGCAGAGAAACAUGGCUAUGGCGUUCAGAGAAACAUUUGGUGAUCAUCUUCUGAUCGAGCCCAUCAGCAAAGAUGCAACAGCCUUACCGUCCCCAGCAAACCUGAAGAAUAAGAUUAUUUUGAAGCAUAAGAAGCUCCCUGAGUGGGUCGAUGGCAACGAGUGGAAGUACACAGUGUCCAACGAAGACAGCAACCUGGAUGUGGAUCUCAGCUCUUCCAUGAAGAACGGGAUGAUGUACCUCGAGGACCCAGUCGAUCAUACGUGGCACCCUCAUUUCUUUGUGUUGACCCACAACAAGCUCUACUACACCGAGGAGACCCAGACGUCCGACAUGGAUGAUGAGACCGAUGAUGAUGACAGUGCAUCUAUUGAGAACCGAGCUACAGAAGAGCUUCACUUCAGUGAGCGGUGGUUCCAUGGCCGCCUUGAGGGGGGACGUCGGCGGGCCGAGGAACUCCUCCAUCAGUACAGCUACCUCGGGGAUGGCACUUUCCUUGUCCGGGAGAGUGAUACCUUCGUUGGAGACUUCUCGUUGUCCUUCUGGCGCCAGGGUAAGGUGAACCACUGCCGCAUCAGAUCGCGACAAGAGAGAGGUCAGGUGAAGUACUACUUGAUUGACGCGGUGACCUUUGACUCCCUGUACAGCCUCAUCACCCACUACCGGCAGUUCCCACUCCGAAGCUCCGACUUCACUAUGAUCCUCAAGGAGCCUGUGCCACAGCCACAGAGUCAUGAGGGCAAGGAUUGGUACCAUGACAACAUGAGCCGGGCAGAGGGAGAGGACCUACUGAAGCGGAUGCCUCACGAUGGCUCCUUCCUGGUGCGACACAGCGGAACUGACCAAUACUCAUUCGCUAUAUCAUUCAGAGCUGAGGGCAAGAUCAAACACUGCCGUAUCAAGCAGGAGGGACGACUGUUCCUCAUCGGCAACGCUCAGUUUGAGAGUCUGGUGGAGCUGGUCACGUACUAUGAGAAGAAUGCACUGUACAAGAAGAUGAAGUUAAAACAUGCCGUCAAUCAUGAGGUCGUCAACAGGCUGGACAUGGCUGACGACGACAGCGACGCGACAGUGUAUGAGUCAUGGGUAUACCAUCUUCCCAAUCGUUAUAGGUCCAAGCUGCGAGUGAAGGCCCUCCAUGACUACCAGGCCAACCGAGCGGACGAGUUAUCCUUCCUCAAGGAGGCCAUCAUCACUAAUGUCACCAAACAAGAUGGAGGAUGGUGGAGGGGGGAUUAUGGGACGAAGAAGCAACACUGGUUUCCCUCCAACUAUGUUGAGGAGCUGGACUCCGAGAAUGAUUCUGCCGAGUCGGCACCUCUUGGAUCUUUACAGCAGGGCUCUGUAGAUGUCCAGGGAUGUAUGACAGAGGUGUCUGUGGGAAGAGGCCGGAGCUUUGCCUUCAAGAUCUUCAGCCGGUACCAGGCCCACCCCCUGGAAGUGGCUUGUGAGACGGACGCUGACAUGAAGGACUGGAUGGAGAAGAUAGCCCAUUGUUCCUCCAGUGCCGUGCAGAGGAUGUCGAAAAUAACUAAACAUGACAUUGAAAGGAUGACAUCCGAACAGAAGAUGUUGGAGAGGACGAUGAGAAUAGCUAGGGAGUUUUCGGAUCUCAUAGUCUAUUGCCGAGCCGUCCCAUUUAACCCAGAGGAAAUCCCUGGUCCAUACUACGAGAUGUCCUCAUUUCCAGAGACAAAAGUUGAGAAAUACAUCAACCGCAGCAAAGCCAAAUUUUUCCUCAGCUACCACCGUCAACAACUGAGUCGAGUGUACCCAAAAGGGCAGCGUGUUGACUCGUCGAACUACGACCCGGUCCCGAUCUGGAACACGGGGUCACAGCUCCUGGCACUGAACUACCAGACUCCGGACAAGGCCAUGCAGGUGUACCAGGGCCGCUUUCUGCAGAAUGGAAGGUGUGGCUAUGUUCUGCAGCCAGAGCUGAUGAGGGAGGAGUGCUUCAACCCCUACGAGAAGAAGUUCCUCUCCCAGAUGGAAGUAGAGCCGCUGGCACUCACCAUCAGUAUUAUUGGUGCUCGGCACCUGGUGAAGUCAGGGCGUGGCAUUGCAAGUCCAUUUGUUGAGAUUGAAGUCAUGGGAAUAGAAUGUGACAAUCAGAAGUUCAAAACGGGAACUAAAGUUGACAAUGGUUUGAAUCCGGUGUGGAAUGAGGGAUGUAUGUUUGACAUCUAUUGCCCUGAGAUGGCCAUCAUCAGGUUUGCUGUCAUGGAUGAAGACAUCUUUGGAGACCCCAACUUCCUUGGUCAGGCCACCUUCCCUGUACCAGGCAUUCGCUCAGGUUACCGUAGCAUUCCUCUGAAGAAUGGCUACAGUGAAGAACUGGAACUGGCAUCACUGAUGGUCAGCAUCGACAUGAGGAACCCCAAGGAGGGUGAGGAGAGCCACAUCUAUGCCUCCAUCCAGCAGCUGUGUGAUGAGUCUGACAACCUGGAGGCUGUGAUCGAGGACCUGGACCAGCGGGGGGACAAGGAGUCGGCCAACAUCAAGCGGGUUGAGCUGGAGGAGACGCAGGGGCUGCUGCUGGCCAAGAGAGAGGAGCGGAGGAUGAGGAAAUCUGCCAUCAGACAUCAGAUCAUCUACAGACGCCAGUCAAACAACUGAAGGAAGCUGCUAAUGGUUGUUGGACCACAGGAACCACAGAUGUGUACAGCGUUCCAACGAGGAUGCAGAGAUACGUCCUGUAUAUAUGGGUCAAUCAGUUAUGUCCAUUUAAUAUGAUAUAGUAUUCCGUGUGCAGAAUAUCCCACUUUGAUGCCUCAAGUGUUCCUUACUGAUGAAGUUCAUAACAAUGUCAUAUGACCAGAGUGAUACACAUGCAUGUUUGGGGCUGAUGUUCCAAGUUAGAUUGGCCCAGGUCAUGGAUGGAACAUGCAAUUUCAAGGCUGUUGGAGUGAAAGAAGCUCCAAGACAGCAAGAGUCCGGUAUGACCUUUUCACAGCCUGCCUUAGACCGAGAAGAAAGACACAAGGAGAGCUUGUAUGUGUGGCAAGGCCAGACAAGGUAACAAAUAUGUGAUCUGGCUAUGUUUUCAAAUUACAUAAAAUGGCCGACACAUUGUGUUGAGAUUGUGUUCAGGGAUGUGAAGCAUCUUCACCUGUUGCGUCUGAUGUUAAUAAUAGGUCGGUGUCUUUGUUCAGAUAAGCUGACAUGUGUUUUAUUUGAAAGUUUUUUUGGUAGCUCAACACAUCAGGACCCACUUGCACAAAGCGAUAUUAGCUAAGAGUUACGAUCAUCUUAGCGCUAAGAUCGCUUUGUGCAAGUGGGCCCAGGAGCUGGUUGAUCUUUCCGAUAUGUUUUGUCUCUUAUGUGUUAGCUAUUUGGAUCCUGGAUGGUAUUGAUGGAAGAGGGUUAAGAGUAGUUAGAUAGCCUCAUCAGUCACAACAACCAUGUUACCAUAGUUACCGGAUACAUGAACAAUUAUGAGAUUUUUUCUGUAUGAGAUUCAGAAGUAUCAACUGUCAAAUGUUAACCAAUUGGUCAAACUGGUCAGUUUUAUUGUUUGACCGUAAACUGAUCUUAACAUGUGCAUCCUUAGGCAACACCUUUCAGAACUGAAUUUGAACUGAAUAAUUUUCUCAGUUUGUAUGUACCCCGAGGCAUGUCACAUAAGCAUUGGUACCAAAAAAUACAUACAUUGGCUCUGAUCAAAAUGUGAUCCGACUGAACCGAUUAAGCAUUAAGAAACUAAAAGUCCCAUGAACUGGACAGCCCAGUUGAGCACAGUUUGGUUGUGUUUUGCAGCAUGGAAGUCGAUGGUGGUCCAUGGCAAGACCAGUAGGGUACGAUAUCAAUGUGAGCGUUACUUGUAAAUUGUGUGACAAUCCCUGUAUUAAAGUCCAUGCUUAUUGCAUGAUAGAGAUAUUAAAUGUUGUUCAUAUGAAACAAUAGACUUCAAUGACAAGUCAGACUCUGAGAUUGUUUACAGAUUAUCCUGACCCCAAAAUUAUGAAAGUGAAUUUUUAUGAACUUUUUCGAUUCCCUGAAAAGGAAAAGUUACAUGUUCAAAC
Haliotis rufescens (red abalone) is the source of this 5368-nucleotide messenger RNA. Its product is annotated as 1-phosphatidylinositol 4,5-bisphosphate phosphodiesterase gamma-1-like. Gene Ontology annotation, biological process: phospholipid catabolic process; positive regulation of epithelial cell migration; phosphatidylinositol-mediated signaling. The coding region runs from base 129 to 3962 and encodes 1277 amino acids. Lineage: Eukaryota; Metazoa; Mollusca; Gastropoda; Lepetellida; Haliotidae. Gene Ontology annotation, molecular function: protein binding; phosphatidylinositol-4,5-bisphosphate phospholipase C activity. The transcript is spliced from 34 exons. The record is from RefSeq and is a predicted model, not a curated record.